This is a messenger RNA of Colletotrichum higginsianum IMI 349063, 1638 nucleotides long. RefSeq names its product Forms a complex with the other RRN protein RRN6 and RRN11. The record is from RefSeq and is a predicted model, not a curated record. Gene Ontology annotation, biological process: RNA polymerase I preinitiation complex assembly; nucleolar large rRNA transcription by RNA polymerase I. Gene Ontology annotation, cellular component: RNA polymerase I core factor complex; RNA polymerase transcription factor SL1 complex. NCBI's taxonomy places the organism in Eukaryota, Fungi, Ascomycota, Sordariomycetes, Glomerellales, Glomerellaceae. Gene Ontology annotation, molecular function: RNA polymerase I core promoter sequence-specific DNA binding. The transcript is spliced from 5 exons. The coding region runs from base 1 to 1638 and encodes 545 amino acids.
AUGGCACCGGAAAGGGAGCUUCACAAGUUUCCCCGGGGGGAACGUUGCGAGUUUUGUGGCUCACGAAAGUGGUACCUCGAGAACGGUCUGAGGUACUGUGCCAAGGAAGGCCAUCAACUUGAGGGCUAUGUGGAAUUCGACCUUGGCGACGAGGAUUUCGGCCAGAAGGGCCGGGUAUCUCGCAAAGAGAAACAGAUCAAGGAGCACGUGAAACAGGUGCUCACUGGCCAACAGGCGCGGGAUCUGUAUCUCGAGUGCCUUCAGCUUAUACUGAGACAACAAGUACUCUGGCUGGUCACGGAAAAGGGUCACAAACCCGAACUGGAAACGGUUGUUCGCGACCUUUGGGACCUUCGGAUCUGCGGAGCUGCGACCGUUACUCACGAUGAUUCGGCCUCGGAGGGGGAGCCAUCUCUCUUCAGCUCACAGCUUGACCUCGCGCAGGAUGAACAGCCUCACAUGCCGACUAAGAGGGCACAGAGCUGGGCAGCGGAAAGUGACAACGGAUGGCCGGCGCCGCGUGUGAUGGAUACUCUGGGUCUCUGCUUCCUUGGUUGUGUUCUUCUCAGGAUACCAACCCGGAUCGGAGAUCUUGCGAGGUGGGCGAGGGUAGGAAGCAUCCCCUACACACAAGCUUAUCGGCGGCUGCCUCGAGAAAUGCGUGACAGAUUACCUCCGUGGUAUACCGCACCACUAAAGUCAGCACAUCUGGCUACGUUCGACCAGGGCGAACUUCAUGCCUCGGUCUUGAACCUUGCCCUGUCGUAUCAUCUCAAUUACAGCAUGGUCUUCCCCCCGCUUAACGACGUCUUGAUGACGAUGCAGUAUGCUCGUGAACUUGGCUUGCCUGUUGAGACAAUCGCCAUUGCACGCAGAAUACCGCCGAUUGCCGACCUGGCCUUUCGCUUCCCGCUUGAAAAGACCCGAGUCCGUCUCAUACACCAGCCGGAGAUUCUCCUCGUUGCCAUUCUCGUUCUCGCAACUAUUCACUGUUUCCCUUUCGAAGACUCCACGUGUUCCGCUCGAAAUGAGAACAACUUCAUGAUGCCAAGACUCGACUGGGAAGAGUGGAGAAGAAUCAUGGCGCCAGCUUUAAGUCCAGAAUCGUCUCGGACGACCAUCGACUACACAGAUGUUACGGCAUCACAUAUAAUAUCCAUGGAGCCGGGUGAGCUCGAUGAGUAUUUUGCACACUUAUCCCUGCUCACUGAUACGCAAGGUGAGGAAACGAUGCUCACGAGAUACUUUCCUGUCGAUGAGCAGCUUCCCAAGCAAGCGUUAUCCGAGACCCUCGAAGCUGAGACGGUCGCACGUUUGCGCACCAUCCAAGCACAAGCCGCAUCGUUCAAUGACCCAACCGAACAACCGAGGCAGACAGAGGGGAGUCUACGAAAGGGCAGAUACUACUCUUACAAAUCGGAAGAAGACUUGCCGCCAGUAGGCAGAGAAUUUUUCAAGCUUGCAGCUCAACUUGCAGGGCUGUCAGUUCCCAUGUUAGUACGAGCAGUCAACAUGCUCGAGGCGCACAUCACGUUCUGGCAAAAGGAGCAACUCCGUGUGGUAAACGAACGCCGUGAGAGAUCUCGAUCGGUCAUGAAUCUGGACUCGGAGAUUGAACAAACUACAUUUACCGAAUGA